CGAUAGUCGAGAAACCCAGAUUACUUUCCCUUUUAUCUGUGUGGUUCAUACCAGAAAACAGUAGAUAGCAGUUGCUUUGCUCUCUGUUUUAAUCUCAGAUUUUAACUCCCACAACACGACACCAUUUUUGAUCUGACUGAUAUUGUCUUUAUUCAUCUACAAAAAGACACGCACACUCAUUUAUCAAAAGUACAAGGAUAUUUUGAGGCGGUGGACUGAAUACAAAGCCCAAAUUUUGGACUGACUUUCCCAAUCGUGAUUGAGACUUUUAAUUUCGGAACUGCUGCAAUUUUUUUACAGGCAUUUAAGUGGGUGACCUCCUAUUGGUAAAUGAUCUGAAAAAGGAGGUUUUUUUUUGAAAUGGCUAUGGUUAGCAAAACCAGAACUAUGCUGGAGGGUCUGGUUAAAGAUGGGUCAUUUAAAUGGUUGACGAAAAACCCGAGUUCACUUGAUGAAGAUUUAGAGGAGAUGGGGUCUUCAUCCACUGGCAAGAACUGGUUGCCUGAGCUAUCUCCUGUUGCAAAUGUCGUUAUCCGAAAAUGCUCAAAAAUCCUUGAUAUUUCCAUGAGUCAACUUCAAGAAAACUUUGAUGCAGAGGCUUCUGAUUCCAUAAAGCAUAAAUCUCAGUAUGCUAGGAACUUCUUGGAAUACUGUUGCUUCAGGGCUCUUGCCUUGUCUAUACAAGUAAAUGGUUACCUAGGCGACAAACUGUUUCGACGCCUUACAUUUGACAUGAUGGUUGCAUGGGAGUUUCCAGCAGCUUCUAGCCAGCCUUUCGCCAGUAUGGAUGAAGAUGUCACUGCUGGCUCAGAGGCUUUUUCCCGUAUUGCUUCAGCAGUUCCUAUAAUUGCCAAUGUGAUAGUUACUGAUAGCAUUUUCGGUGUGCUUACGUCGUCAUCAGGCGGUCGACUUCUUUUCUCAGUUUAUGAUAAGUACCUGACUAAUUUGGAAAGGGCUAUUAAAAAAUUUAAGACCCAGUCUGAGUCGUCCCAUCUUUCUGCCUUACGUGCAGCAAGAGGGGAGAAAAUUCUGGAGCUGGAUGGCACUGUGACAACCCAGCCGGUGCUUGAACACGUGGGAAUUUCGGCAUGGCCUGGUCGGCUGACUUUGACAGAUCAUGCUCUCUACUUUGAGGCACUUCGUGUUGUGUCUUACGACAAGGCAAAGAUAUAUGAUCUGUCAGAUGAUCUAAACCAGAUUGUUAAACCGGAGCUAACUGGACCAUGGGGCACAAGACUCUUUGAUAAAGCAGUCUUGUAUAAAUCAGUUUCCUUGUCAGAACCUGUUAUAAUGGAGUUUCCUGAGCUUAAAGGACAUACGCGUCGUGACUAUUGGUUAGCAAUUAUUCGGGAAGUUCUACAUGUGCAUCAGUUCAUACUUAAGUUCCAGAUUACUGGAAUAGAGCGUGAUGAGGCGCUUCUGAAAGCUAUAUUUGGUAUAUUGCGAGUACAAGCCCUGAAGGAUAUGAGUGCUAAACAUUCACUUUGUUAUGAGGAUCUUCUUAUGUUCAAUGUAUGUGAUCAGCUUCCCGGGGGAGACCUUAUAUUAGAAACAAUUGCAAAUAGGUCAACUGUGAGGGAAUCAGAGCGGACAAACUCUCCCAAACCUAAAAACAGAAUGUACUCAAUUUCGGCUUCAGCCUUGGCUUCCAACCUGGGUUUUGUUUUUGGAACAAGUUCUCAUGUCCCUAAUGAGACAGGAAUUGUUGUGGGUGAAAUUGCUGUGGGGGAGAUGACUCCCUUGGAAAAAGCAGUUAAGGAAUCCAGAAGCAACUAUAAAAAAGUAGUGCAAGCACAAGCUACGGUUGAUGGAGUGAAAGUUGAUGGUCUUGACACCAACUUGGCAGUAAUGAAGGAGUUGCUCUCUCCUAUGAUGCAGCUUGGAAAUUGGAUACUUCUUCUGGCUUACUGGGAAGACCCUUUUAAGUCCAUGAUUUUCUGCUCGGUUUUCUCAUACAUUAUUGUCAGGGGAUGGCUGUGCUACGCCUUUGCGCUAUUGCUCACCUUUUUUGCUGUCUUUUUGGUAAUAACUCGCUGUUUUAGUCAAGGCAAGACAGUUGAUGAACUAAAAGUAAUAACUCCACCUCCAAUGAAUGCCAUGGAGCAACUUUUGGCUGUUCAAACUGCAAUAUCUCAAGCUGAAGAAGUGAUCCAGGACGGAAACAUCGUUCUUCUCAAGUUCCGCGCUUUACUUUUGUCCAUCUUCCCACAGGCAAGCGAGAAGUUAGUGGGUGCUCUUUUGGUCUCGGCACUAGUUUUGGCAUUCGUACCUUCGAGAUGCAUAAUCCUUAUGAGUUUCCUGGAACUCUUCACAAGAUACUCACCUCUUCGGAAAGCAAGCACAGAAAGAUGGACUAGGAGACUAAGGGAGUGGUGGUUCAGUAUUCCGGCAGCUCCUGUAGUUCUUGAAAGAGCCAAAGAAGACAAAAAGAAAAGAUGAUAAAAAACUUUGUACAUAAAUAUCCAUCAUCCUUAGAGUCUCCUGUGACUGUAAAUUUGUGGUAUAUGAGAAAGUAAUUAAAGAAGAAUCCGGAUUGGCCUUGAGGUCUCCGUUAACGUCUGCUGUUGGUUAUGUAUCACUGCCUCUGGGGAUUCGAACUCGUGUGUUGUAUUGUACUGACCAUGAAGUACUAUAUUGCUUUGUCCAAUCUUCCAAGGGAAAUAGCAAUGGCUUAUUGGAGAAAUCAA
Nicotiana attenuata is the source of this 2687-nucleotide messenger RNA. RefSeq lists its product as uncharacterized. The coding region runs from base 361 to 2439 and encodes 692 amino acids. NCBI's taxonomy places the organism in Eukaryota, Viridiplantae, Streptophyta, Magnoliopsida, Solanales, Solanaceae. The transcript is spliced from 10 exons. The record is from RefSeq and is a predicted model, not a curated record.